CGCGUUAUCUUGUCUGAAAUCGUCGGGCUGCCGCCGGGGACGUUGUUCACCUGGUGUGUAACGUAGAGUAAUCCACAGAGGUGCCUUUUGAGCAGACUUUGUGAGCUACAAGGGUCCCGGAACUCGCAGCACGCAAUGCACGUGACUCGCCUGCGGCUCCCCUUCUUCCCACAGGCCUUGCAGCUACAUAGGCGUAUCGUCAAAGCAGCCAUCUCUUGUCGCAGAAUGUCAGUCUUCAACGCAACUCGCUUGGUCGGCAAGACCGUGCUCAUCACGGGCGCUAGCGCGGGUAUCGGAGCGGCGACUGCGAUCUUGUUUGCAAAGGCUGGAUCUAACGUGAUCCUAUGUGCUCGUCGCACGGACGCCCUGCAGAAGGUAGCGGAAGCGUGCACGACGGCAUACAAGGAGUCCGGCCUGCGGCAAGGAGGAAAGGUGGCCACCGUCAAGCUUGAUGUCUCGGACAAGAAGCAGGUCGCGUCACUCUUCGACCAGGUACCGGCCGAGUUGCACAAUGUCGACGUCCUCGUCAACAAUGCUGGCUAUGUUCUCGGAACGGAGCGUGUUGGCGACAUUGCAGAUGCUGACAUCGAGGGCAUGUUCGCGACCAACGUCCUGGGUCUCAUCUCCGUGACUCAGCUGCUCAUCAAGGGCUUCAAGGCACGAAAGUCCGGUCAUGUCAUCAACCUCGGCUCGGUAGCAGGCAGGGAACCCUACGCUGGAGGCAGCAUCUACUGCGCUACUAAGCACGCCGUCCGAGCGUUCACCAACGCCCUGAUGAAAGAGGUUGUGGACACUGCGAUCAGGGUGACUGAAAUUCAACCCGGUAUGGUUGAGACUGAAUUCUCUGUCGUGCGCUUCCGUGGAGACAAAGCUGCUGCAGACAAAGUCUACGAAGGUCUUCAGCCAUUGACUGCCGAGGACAUCGCGGAGGAGAUCGUGUGGGCUGCAUCGCGGCCACCACAUGUCAACAUAGCUGAAGUAUUCGUGCUCCCUGUGAACCAGGCCUCCCCGACCAUUAACUACAGGGGCGGAAAGUAAGUAGCUGAACUCUGCAUAAUGCAUACUGAUUCCAUGAUGCUCGAAGACUGUGAAGUGGUCAUGAGGUGUUUCUGUAGCGAAAACCAUGAUAUCAUUGUAAAUGGUAUAUUACGACGCGUUCCAACAAUGACAGCCGAGUCUGCGACAGAUUGGUGAG
This is a messenger RNA of Laetiporus sulphureus 93-53, 1195 nucleotides long. Its product is annotated as NAD-P-binding protein. Gene Ontology annotation, molecular function: oxidoreductase activity. The coding region runs from base 226 to 1038 and encodes 270 amino acids. Gene Ontology annotation, cellular component: cytosol. Lineage: Eukaryota; Fungi; Basidiomycota; Agaricomycetes; Polyporales; Laetiporaceae. The record is from RefSeq and is a predicted model, not a curated record. The transcript has 9 exons.